GAAUCCAAAUUGACAUUUGACACUGACAGCUUUCUAAAAAAAAGCUUUAAAUUCUUUUACGUGCGUAUUUCUGUAAUUAAUAAUUAUUAAUAACGCGAUAAAUUGUGAAUCACAAUGGAAAACAAACCUGAAGAACCAAUUACACCUGACCAUAUAAUAUUCAAUGCGAUAGCUCAGGGCGAUCUGGUGGAGUUCAAGAGUAUCCUCGCGCAGCAUAAAGGCAACGUCGAUUUCUUCGACGAAAAUGGUAUGACGGCACUUCAGCACGCUGCUUAUAAGGGUAGCAAGGAAAUGGUGCAACUGUUGCUCGACAGAGGUGCAGACGUGAUAUCUGGCAAACAUGAGUAUAAUUACACAGCCUUACACUUUGGCGCGUUAUCUGGUAACUCUGAAGUGUGCAAACUGCUGUUGGACGCUGGAGCGAAGCCGAUGACGACGAACUCCGUUGGGCGAACCGCCUCGCAAAUGGCUGCGUUCGUCGGUAACCACCACACUGUCGCAACCAUCAACAACUAUGUGCCGUUGAGUGAAAUUUCCUUCUAUUCUGUUCCGCAGGGACAACAAACUGAACCUUACCUGCCCCCAUUCUUAGUGGAACCGUUACACAAAUUCGUACUCUGUGUAAAUAUCCAUCCAGUUAGAUUAGCUCUUAACUUACAACACACACCAGCUUUAUUGGACAAUGCAGACAAGGUUAGCAAUGUUCUUGAGAUGCUUUGCAAGAGAGAAAUGACUCGAGGGAGUGAUACAAACGAAGUGAUGGCUUUUAAAUAUCACUACCUAGCUUAUGUCAUAAGAGAAAUAAACAAUAUAAGAGACAAACAGAAGCCAAAUGCAGACAAAGAGGAUAAGAAGCAUGAUAUUGUAGAGAUGUUUGCUAAGAAACUUCUAAAACCUGGAAAGGAUGGUGUGUCUUUAGAUCUAAUGGAUUCAUUCCUCAAGGAUUGUGUGCGGGAGUUUCCGUAUAGAGAAUGUACAACUUUCCACCAGAUGGUUACUUCUUUAACGAGUAAGGACCCUCCUCCUGCUUUGUCAAUCAUAAACUGCACUAUUAACGGUCAGAGAGGGUUUGUGGAUGCAAUCCCAUACUGCAGCACAUGCGGGGAAGAGAAACCAGCUAAAAAGUGUUCUAAAUGCAAGUCUGUCCAGUAUUGCGACAGAGAAUGCCAGCGCCUGCACUGGUUUGUCCAUAAAAAGGCCUGCAACAGAGAAUCCAGCGUUCCCAAUAACACAUCUAACUCUAAACCAAUUGUAGAUGCUGCAGAAUUGACGUCUGAACUACAGAAUCUUGUCGCUGGAUAGUGAAUUUGUAGUUUGAUUUCAAAUAUUUAUAAGGCACAAUUAUUUUUGCUGAUAAUAACAUAACUUCUAUUUAGUUGGUGCAUAUACUAAACUUGCUAUGUGCAUAUUAUUGUAGGAAAUUUUUCAAUCACAAUACAUACAAUUUCUGUGUUGUAGUAUACUUUUUUAGCUUAUUAAUAUAUUAAGAGAUGUAGGCAAUUUUUGUGGACAAUGCAUUAUUGCAUUGCUUAUAUGUCGCUUUGCCAACAGUCAUGGCACAAAGUAAUGUUCAAAAUUAAUAAUUAAAUGCAAUUUUUAACUAAAUUUAAGAAAAUACUUUAUAAAAUUUAUUCAAUCAACACUAUUUUAGACUAUUAGAAAUCUUUAUUCUAAAGUUAUAUAUUUAUAUAACUUCCUGUUGGUCUAGUAAUAGUCUGUUUAAAGGCAUACUUUACUGUUUAAAAGUAAUUAUAUAGUAAGACUACUUGAAAUAAAUGAUUAAAUAGUAUUUUCUUUUAUUAUUACUAUACUGACUGUAAUUAUUUUAACUAUAUGACCAAAAGACAGACAGAAUUUGACAUUCAAGUUGAAUUUAAUGUUAUUUUUAUUAUUUUAUGAAAGACAUCACAUGAAUAUAUAAAAUGUGUUAAAAGAGAUAAUAGUUUUAAAAACAUUUAUUCAUAAAGCAGGUUUAAUACUUGUACCAAGGCUUUGUAUUCCACAUGCAUUUAGGACUAAUUUCUUGUGAAUUUAAAUGUGUUUAUAAAUUAAUAGGAAUAGUAAUUAAUGUCUCAUAGAACAGUAGUAUCUGCUUAUAAUGACACGAAGAAAUACUGGUGCUUUGAAUAUCUGCAACCAUGCACCUCCAUGUGUAGUGAUAAUAAUCAAAUAGUUUAGUAUAAUAUAGGUAAUGUAGGUAUGGGAAUAACUGAUCUUGAUCACGUGACCUGUCGAUAGCAAAUGUCAUUCCCAUACAUUUUUCUAAUUUUCGAAGCGUUUGCGGUUGUAGAAAGAGAAUCACGUGCCACUUGUCUACAGGGGCUGUUACUUUAUCUAUAGUAGAUAUAGAACAUAUUCUUAGAUUUUCUUUGAAUUUUUGUGAGAUUGUGACCUGUAUUUACAGACUUCAAAAUAAAUGUACUAAAUAAUACCAAAAUAUAGCAUUUUUGAUUGCUAAAACCUACUGGACCAGAUAGUUACUAGAAAUAGUAAAAUUAUAUUUUGUAGUUUAAUUGCAAUCUCCUAAGAACCUUGACAAAAUAUCCAGCCAGUGUUGUCAUAUAACUCAUCAUGUAUGUAUCAUUUAUAACUUAGGCAUUAGUUGCUAGGUGCAUUACAAAAUCAUUAAAUUUGAAUAUCUCACUGAUUAAUUUUGCUUACUUUAGCACUCACAUAAGGGUAGGUAAAUAAUUCAUAAAUUAUGAAACAAAUUCAACCUGAAUCCCUACCAUACUUAUGUGGUUAAUCUAUUAACUUUCAGCGUUUAUAAAUUGGCGAAGGUCCAUCAUAUGGCUCUCGGACUAAAAUGGCUUGUCAUUAUAGGCAAACACCAAUGUUAAUUACCGUAUUGUUCUGUGCCAGUGCUUUAAAUGUGAAUUGGUUGUAUAAUAUUAUUGAUAUGUGGUUCAAGAGCUGGUGGUGAUUUUUAAUGAAGCGCUUUUAAAGUUGUAUUUUAAAUUAAACUUUUGUAAACAACAUGUGAUUAUUAUGAAUGAAGUGAAGACGACGGCUUCCUUCUUCUGUAGUAGAUAAUAUAGCUUAGUGGUAGGCUGGACGCCUACCUAUAUAUUAUAACCACAGAAGGCUCUCUCCGGUUGGCAGAUCAAUAUUUCUCAUUUUAAUAUAUAAAUGCGAAAGGUCAUUCAUCACGGUAUCUCGAAAACCGCUUGACAUACAAAAUUGAAAUUUGGCAGGGAGGUAGAUUAUACCUAGGUAGUAGACGUCUACUAAAAACGGAUUUUGUGAGAGGGCCGGAUUAAGGAGGUUUAUGAGAAGGACGAAGUAGUAAUAUUUGGAAUUUUCAAAAACGGUUCGGCAGAUAGAGAUUGCUCUCUACAAUACCACAAAUAUUACUCCUCUAUAUUAUUAGUAGGUAUUAUUUAUUUACUGCAAUAACAUCACUAAUCCCACCAGCUCUUCGCUUAUAGGUUAUAAUGUUGAAAUUAAAAAUAAUUAAAUGCUACCUCCAGAGCUGCAGUUUAUUCUCUAUUAAAUAAGAAUAGUAGGCAUGUAAAUCCAGUUUAUUCUUGUUGUUGUAAGUGUUUACUAAAUUAGAGUAAUUCUUGUGUCACUGUAUACAUUAGUAUCACUUUGAUUUAAAAAUGUAAUAGUAAAAAAAUAUUACACAAAA
Molecule: messenger RNA, 3631 nt
Organism: Bicyclus anynana (squinting bush brown)
Lineage: Eukaryota; Metazoa; Arthropoda; Insecta; Lepidoptera; Nymphalidae
Product: ankyrin repeat and MYND domain-containing protein 2
Exons: 2
Coding region: 115-1302 (395 amino acids)
Molecular function (GO): protein binding
Source: RefSeq, a predicted model, not a curated record